Molecule: messenger RNA, 1172 nt
Organism: Drosophila busckii
Lineage: Eukaryota; Metazoa; Arthropoda; Insecta; Diptera; Drosophilidae
Exons: 4
Coding region: 3-1157 (384 amino acids)
Biological process (GO): biological process involved in interspecies interaction between organisms
Cellular component (GO): external side of plasma membrane
Molecular function (GO): carbohydrate binding
Source: RefSeq, a predicted model, not a curated record
UUAUGCAAACUGUUCUGUAUUCAAUUGCGCUGCUCGUGGUGGGCGUCAAUGGCGAAUCCCAGCUGGAAGCGGCUGCCAAUUGCAUAUCAGACCCAUAUUGCGAGGAGUGGUGUGAGAUAGAGUCCUGUAGACGUAUGCACAAAGUAUGCCAAGCAUGUGGAAAUGCAGCCAUGGAGCCGUUGGUGGUGCGCAGAUCCAGGGCAGCUGAUGACGCCUUUGAAGGCAUUGGCAACAAGUACUAUUUAAUGAAGAGCACUCCAAAGCUCAAUUGGUUUGCUGCAGCGCACAAGUGUCACAGCCUGGGUGCGCAUCUGGUUAACAUUAGCAAUCGCUAUCAACUGGAGGCUAUUUCACGUAGUCUGCAAAAGACAACGGGUCUGGUGUACUGGAUAGAUGUAAACGAUCUGAAGGAGCUGGGCGUCUACUCCUCGCUGACCACGGGCUACUUGGCGUAUACGCUCUGGACCGAUGCAGCUGACGAUGAGGACAAUGCGCCAGAUCUGCUUGUUAGACCAGCAAGCAGCUCUGACAAACAUCGCUGUGCACAAUUGUUUCUAAACGAAAGUAAUCUAUGGCGCAUGAUCUUGGCCAAUUGCGACAGCACUGCUGGCUAUAUAUUUCCAGCAAUGACUUCAAGCUGCUUACAAUUUUUAUUUAUCUUAGCCACAUGCCGCGUUUGCUUAAGCCAAACUAACUGUACGACAUGCGAAAAAAAUUGCACGCAGCCCAAGGAAUCUGUGGAGUUGGCCACUGAGCUGCAAUAUGACAAUCUGAACGAUACCAGCGAGCGGAGAGCUUUGGCCAACAGCUUCGAUUAUAUUGAUCAUACGCACGCCCAGUCCUGGUACGCCGCUCUCCACAAAUGCAAGCAAAUGGGCGGAAUUUUGAGCAGCGCCAAGGACUACGCGGCGCUCAGCAAAAAUUUGAAUAAGCGCAAGAGCUAUUGGACUGGCAUUACCAAUUUGAGUGAGGAGAACCGAUUCUAUAACUUUGGCACUGGUAAAAGAGUAAAACAUCUGAGAUGGGACAAGGGCGAGCCGCAAAUGGACAACAUCGAAUUGAAUUGUAUCUAUCUGCGUUUUAGCCAAAAGCGCUUAUGGCUUAUGGCUCUGGGAGAUUGCAGGGAUGAUAAACAAUUUAUAUGUGAAAAGACGUAAAAAUACUUUUGCCUA